AUCUGGUCGUCCGAUUCAUCUUUCUCCAGACGCUGCGUUUAUUCACUUUUGUGUGCAUUCCAUCUCUCGCUAGUCGCUACACAAGAACAAUCAAUCAUCCCUUGUGGUCGAUCUCUGAGUUGAAGUGAGGCAAGAGGGUUAAAAAGAUGAAAACAAAGAGAGAAGACAACAAUGAUGAGGAUGAAGGAAGGGAGUUUCCUGAUUUGAAGAGGCAGAAGAAGCUUGAUGAGUCUUCUCCACCACCUGCUUCCCUUGCUUUUGAAAAUGCCCUACACACCCUUGCUUCUUAUGAUGAUGAUGAUGACGAGAAAGAAGAAGAGGAAAUGAAGGAAGCAAGUGGUCUUCGUGGUAGAGAAGAUAAUAGAAGGGCUGAACGGAAUGGUCAUAGAGAUGAAGAAGAGUAUGAUGAUGAUGAUGAUGAUCCUCAUCAAGAGGCCAACCAAGUGAAGCGAAGCCGCUUGGUUGAAGUUCGAAGAGACUGCCCUUAUCUUGAUACUGUUAACCGCCAGGUUUUGGAUUUUGAUUUUGAGAAGUUUUGCUCUGUGUCUCUUUCGAACUUAAAUGUAUAUGCAUGUCUGGUCUGUGGAAAGUAUUAUCAAGGAAGAGGACAAAAAUCUCAUGCAUAUACUCAUAGUCUUGAAGCAGGACACCAUGUCUACAUCAAUCUUCGAACCGAGAAAGUUUAUUGUCUUCCUGAUGGAUAUGAAAUUAAUGAUCCAUCUUUGGAUGAUAUUCGACAUGUUCUAAACCCAAGAUUUACAAGGGAACAAGUUGAUCAGCUUGACAAAAACAAACAAUGGUCAAGAGCACUUGAUGGAUCUGAUUACCUGCCUGGGAUGGUGGGAUUGAAUAAUAUUAAAGAGACUGAUUUUGUAAAUGUCACAAUUCAGUCUUUAAUGAGGGUCACUCCCUUGAGGAACUUUUUCCUUAUACCUGAAAACUAUCGACACUGUAAAUCUCCACUUGUUCACCGAUUUGGAGAACUUACACGAAAGAUCUGGCAUGCACGGAACUUUAAGGGACAGGUGAGUCCACAUGAGUUUCUACAGGCAAUUAUGAAAGCUAGUAAGAAACGGUUUCGAAUAGGUGCACAGUCUGACCCAGUUGAAUUUAUGUCAUGGCUUCUUAAUACCCUUCAUGGAGAUCUAAGAACUUCGAAGAAAAAUAGCAGCAUUAUCUACAAUUGCUUUCAGGGUGAAUUGGAAGUUGUGAAGGAGAUCCCUAACAAAGGUUUCUUUGAGAAGAGGGAAAAUGGCGAUGACCAGAAUAAGGCCACUACUGCAGAUGAACAUGCUGAUGUUAUCUUGGAAACUUGCAGAAUGCCGUUCUUAAUGCUUGGAUUGGACUUGCCACCACCACCUCUUUUUAAAGAUGUGAUGGAGAAAAAUAUCAUACCUCAGGUUCCACUUUUCAACAUCCUAAAGAAGUUUGAUGGUGAGCUUGUCACAGAAGUUGUCCGGCCUCGAAUAGCAAGGAUGAGAUAUCGUGUUACCCGAUUGCCUCAGUAUCUAAUUCUCCACAUGCGUAGAUUUACUAAGAACAAUUUCUUUAUCGAGAAGAACCCUACUCUUGUCAAUUUUCCUGUGAAGAACUUAGAGCUGAAGGAUUAUAUCCCCCUACCUGCACCUAAAGAGAAUGAGAAACUGCGUUCAAAGUAUGAUUUGAUUGCAAAUAUUGUUCAUGAUGGAAAGCCUGGUGAAGGGUUCUACAGGGUAUUUGUACAGCGGAAGUCAGAAGAACUAUGGUACGAGAUGCAGGAUUUGCAUGUCUCAGAAACUCUUCCUCAAAUGGUUGCUCUAUCUGAGACCUACAUGCAGAUCUACGAGCAGCAACAAUGAUGUCUGUUGAGUGCAUGAGCCAAAACAAUUGGAAAAAGGAAAUAUAGACCUUCAGAAGUGGUAGAUUUGGCAACAUAUAAAACACAAAAAAUUGAAGACCCAUGGGAAUUGAGAAAGGUGUUAGUCCCUGAUGAUCAUUCAACUUCACUGGUUGAUAGUUAAUUUUGACUAUAAAUAUAUCCAUCAUUGAGAGUACCAAACUUCUCAUAAAACAUUGUUUAGUGAUCAUGUUUGGUAAUUUAGAAUUAUUGUAUAUACAAUGAGAAUGAGCUGUAGGUUUUGAAUUCUAUCUUCCAAUAUUAGAUUUUGUUUUCUUUUUUUUACUA
This is a messenger RNA of Vitis riparia (riverbank grape), 2164 nucleotides long. Its product is annotated as U4/U6.U5 tri-snRNP-associated protein 2. The record is from RefSeq and is a predicted model, not a curated record. Gene Ontology annotation, molecular function: cysteine-type deubiquitinase activity; zinc ion binding. Lineage: Eukaryota; Viridiplantae; Streptophyta; Magnoliopsida; Vitales; Vitaceae. The transcript is spliced from 10 exons. The coding region runs from base 147 to 1838 and encodes 563 amino acids. Gene Ontology annotation, biological process: mRNA processing; spliceosomal complex assembly; protein deubiquitination.